GUUGAUCGGCUAAUGAGUGAAAGUUGAAGUUGGCCGUUCGCUCUGAGGUCGCUACUGUCCAACAAAAGUCCAGCUUAUACGUUCAUAAAUGGAAACUGCGCAGCUGCUCACGUUUUAACAAAGUCCGCGAACAGCGCGCGCGCCGCCAAUCCAGGGCGGCGCGACGCCUUCGAGGCUUUUUCUAGGCCACAGUGGCUCAUUCACAAUUACGGAUUUGCUCGAUAGGCAACAGGUGCAAACCUACUGACGUUACUCAGCGAGUCCAGUAACUUUUACUCGGCAGUGUCAAAGUUCUUUCCAAACCAUCAACAUCAGCAACAACGAAAACAAUGAGUGUCGACGACAUAUUGAGUUACAAACCCAACCCGGACGAGGAUCUCUACGCUCUUUUGGGAUGCGAUGAGUCUUCGACGAAUGCAAAGGAAACUCUCUGUGAUCCUGAGAAAAGGCUCAACUACGACAAAUGGCGACACAGUGGAAUUUCCAUUAGCUACAAACAGUGGCUGGGUAUGAAGGAACACGUUCAUCAAUCGAUGCACUGGACUACUCCGAAAACAAAAGACCGAAUGUUACCUGACGCAGCUGGUGGCUCACCUGGUCAUGUCAGGGGUCAACCAGCCAAUCCUCAUCGUCGAGCCUCGGAGGGUGGCGCAAACAUUCAUUACGGUGCACGGCGUGACGUCAAUUGGGAUUCCCAGCCACCAAGUGAGGUGGUAAACAAGUUUCGCAAUUACGAAAUUUAAAAGACAUUAUUUUAUUCCACCAUCGUCGACUAAAAUUCUUGCAAAAAUCAACUUGAACGGGAUUAAAUUUCCUCAGAACCACUUUGUCUAGUUCGUAGGUACCUAAAUCAGAAAUGAAACGACAUACUGAAAAAGAUA
Messenger RNA from Diprion similis, 881 nucleotides. It is a transcript of the gene jdp, whose product is annotated as J domain-containing protein. NCBI's taxonomy places the organism in Eukaryota, Metazoa, Arthropoda, Insecta, Hymenoptera, Diprionidae. Gene Ontology annotation, cellular component: cytoplasm. The record is from RefSeq and is a predicted model, not a curated record. The transcript has 3 exons. Bases 330 to 743 code for a protein of 137 amino acids.